AUGGCGAUCAGCGGUGGUCGUGCUAAUGUGGUGGAGGUGACCCUGAACAUGCCAGUCACGCCUGGAGUCCUGAGGUUCGGGACGAAAUGCGCCGCCUGCCAGCAGGGCAUCCCCCCGACGCAGGUGGUGCGGCGGGCGCAGGACUUCGUGUACCACCUGCACUGCUUCUCCUGCAUCGUGUGCAAGCGGCAGCUGGCCACGGGCGACGAGUUCUACCUCAUGGAGGACAGCCGCCUGGUCUGCAAAGCCGACUACGAGACGGCCAAGCAGCGCGAAGCAGAAUCGACGGCAAAGAGGCCCCGCACCACCAUCACGGCCAAACAGCUGGAAACCCUGAAAAAUGCAUACAACAAUUCCCCCAAGCCAGCAAGGCACGUGAGAGAGCAGCUGUCCUCAGAGACUGGCCUGGACAUGAGAGUCGUGCAGGUGUGGUUCCAGAACAGACGGGCCAAGGAAAAAAGGCUAAAGAAAGAUGCGGGGAGGCAGCGGUGGGGGCAGUACUUCAGGAAUAUGAAACGGUCCCGAGGGAGCUCCAAGUCUGACAAGGACAGCAUUCAGGAGGAAGGGCCGGACAGCGAUGCCGAGGUGUCCUUUACAGACGAACCCACUAUGUCAGAAAUGAGUCACUCCAAUGGGAUUUACAGCAACCUAAAUGAAGCGUCUCCUGCUUUGGGGAGACAAGCUGGGACCAACGGCAGCUUCUCCUUGGAACAUGCUGGCAUCCCAGCCCAGGACCAGUACCACGACCUCCGAUCCAACAGCCCCUAUGGGAUACCCCAGUCGCCUGCUUCUUUGCAGGCCUUACCAGGUCACCAGCCAUUACUCUCAAGCUUGGUUUAUCCAGACAACGGUUUGGGCAUCAUGGCUCAAGGAGGACAAGGUGUUCCCCAGCCAAUGAGAGUCUUAGGUGGGAAUGGACCCAGUUCAGAUCUCUCCACGGGAAGCAGUGGAGGGUACCCAGAUUUCCCAGCAAGUCCUGCCUCUUGGCUAGAUGAAGUCGAUCAUGCCCAAUUUUGAUACAGGACCCAAUACAAGGGGGGCGGGGUGGGGAGGAAAAGGACUUUGGGCUACUGAGCCUCAGCUACUCCUGGGGCAAAAAAUAACUUCCGAGAGGUGAAGAAAAGAUAGUUACUUGGAGAAAGAAAGGCAGAUGUGCUCUCCGAAGGCAGCCCAGCAGUGGGUGAGCAAGAGACAAUAGACUGAGGGAUCACAUCAGAAGGACUGGCUUCAAAUCCAUCCCAGCAAAACUGGCCGUUGCGUCUACCGAACGGCGAGACUUGUGCUUUACAGAGCUGGUGAAGUGUGUUGCUUUCUGUUGUCAGUGCGUUCUCCGGAGCAAGGACUCACUUCAUCACUUACCCGCGCCCACGGCUUUUGUUUUAAAA
Gavialis gangeticus (Gharial) is the source of this 1385-nucleotide messenger RNA. RefSeq names its product LIM homeobox 3 (gene LHX3). Gene Ontology annotation, cellular component: nucleus. Gene Ontology annotation, molecular function: RNA polymerase II transcription regulatory region sequence-specific DNA binding; DNA-binding transcription factor activity, RNA polymerase II-specific. The record is from RefSeq and is a predicted model, not a curated record. The transcript is spliced from 5 exons. Lineage: Eukaryota; Metazoa; Chordata; Crocodylia; Gavialidae. Gene Ontology annotation, biological process: regulation of transcription by RNA polymerase II; neuron differentiation. The coding region runs from base 1 to 1017 and encodes 338 amino acids.